Molecule: messenger RNA, 1205 nt
Organism: Stylophora pistillata
Lineage: Eukaryota; Metazoa; Cnidaria; Anthozoa; Scleractinia; Pocilloporidae
Molecular function (GO): phosphatidylcholine lysophospholipase A1 activity
Source: RefSeq, a predicted model, not a curated record
UAAAAAUUACCGUACGACGAAAAGUUUUAUUGUAUUCGGUAAUCCAGUCAUAAGCGGGCUUAGGAAUACACAACUAAUAUGUAACCUAAUUACCUUGAAGAAAGUGGAAAAUUUAAUCUCAAGUUGUUUGGUAUGACAAAAUUUAAAAGGGCUUUACUUGCAUUUUGUGUUCUUCUGCUAUCAUCGCUAACAACUCUGGGCGUACUCGUUCCAAGAAGUACUAAACAAGGGAAAUAUAUACGAAUCUUGUGCUUCGGUGAUUCACUGACUUUCGGUCUCACAAAUGGAAAGCCUCAUCCGUACACCAUAAGAUUACAAGAGUAUUUUCGAAGUAAACCCAAGAGUCAUUCAAAGUCAAGCUAUGUUGAACUCUACAAUGCCGGACGGUCAGGCGAGAAAGUUCAAAACGAGAUGCUCCCUCGACUUGAAAAUUUAUUGCAGGCUGCUAAAUACAACUGGGUAAUCAUUUUGGGAGGGACGAAUGACUUGUUUGGAAUGAAGAGUAUCUGGACAGCCAAUAACAUUGGCAAGGAGCAAGAUGAAAUCACCAUUUUCAAUGCUUUAGUUCAGCUUUACAAGGUCGCUCACAUGGCUGGAGCUAAAACCGCUGCCGUAACGAUUCCCGCCUUGCAAUGUGAAGUAAGCAGAAAACGAAGAAUUAGCGUAAUUAUGGAAGUUAGACUGAAAGUGAACGAAAUGAUCCGAAAUUUCGUCAAAAAUUCAAAAGGAAAGGUGCUUCUGGCCGACCUUGAUAAGGAUAUGCAUUUUUCUCGAGAUCAAAUGCUCUGUGGUGACGGAAUUCAUUUAACGGCUUCAGCUUAUGACAAAAUGGCUGACGUAAUGUUUAAUUCGAUGAAGAAGUUCCUAUGAGGCUCUCAAGAGUAAUGAUGAAAUCCAAUAUUCAAAUAAUUGAUUUGACGGUUUAAAAAUCUGUCAACACACCAUACACCGAUUGAAUACAGUAAAUUCCUUUAAGGAGAAUGAUGCUUCAGAAACCGUUUCGUUGUUAUCUCCACUAUUAAAGAUUUAAAUGAAAUUAUGACACUAACCACGUUUUGAAAUUAUUAAGAGUAACCUACGAAAAUUGUCUUCAAAUAGUGCAUAAAAUUCGAUUAUCAAUCUUGCUCGGUAACCUGGCCGCUGAGUUGUGACGCAGUCCCGUUCUACUACUCCUUUCAAUCUGACCGAAUAGUUAACGAUUAUUC